AAAACGUAUUCUGACGUUUAUGCUGUAAUUGAAUGGGUGUAUGUGGUGAAAAUAAUAUUGAAAACAAAUUAAAUUACAAUGUAAAGUGCCUGGUUAAAGCGUAAGUCGUGCGUAAGUAAUGCUCAACAAUGGCUGCAGCUAACGACGAAGAAAUAUUAGAGGGUUUCCUUUGCCCAAUCUGCAAAGCGGAUCUAAAAUCAGCGUCUCAACUAACGAGCCACUUCGAGAGCCUCCACCAAGAAGAACAGGACGUUUUGAAGUCUCUAAAAGAUAUAUUCGGCAAAGCGAAGAAGGUUAUAUUGAAUGCUGACGACACCCAGUUAAAAGAAACCUUUGAUCGUGCAUUAAAGUUCAAUUCCCAAGAGUACUAUCCGUACGAAGAGCAAACGGUCGGCGUAUCGCGAAGUACGACUGAUUACUUUAAAGCGGUCCGCUCCGCUAGAUUAGAGCGAUUUGCGACCGAAACUAAUAAAUUAUUGAUAAGGUUAGAUAAAUUAGUAUGUAGUAUGCCCAGUGACCCCAACCUAAGGAAACAACAUGAACAGGAAGUUGUGCCGUGGCUAGAUGGAACAUCAGUGAAGCUGUGUCCAAAUUGUGCUAAAACAUUCAGUUUGACGAGGAGAAAACACCAUUGCAGGCUUUGUGGCUCCAUCCUAUGCCAUGAUUGUUCUGUGUUUCUAGACUUAAAUGUAGCCAGAACAAUAGUAGAUCCAUCAGCACCUCAAACCUCACAGGAGCAUGAGGUGAAUGAAAAGAAUGGUUUGCGUCUCUGUGAGCAUUGCUACAAGCUGGUUGAGCUACGGAAACAGGUGCAGGAAAAUAGGAAUGCUAAAACAGUACUUGUGACUGCUUAUGAACAAAUGCGGGGUCUGAUGGACCAGGCCCAACCAGCUGUGGCCAUGUAUGAAAAGAUGUGUCAAAGUUUAUUUGACGGAGAAACAACCUACAAUCUGUCUGACGUAAAUGCGAUGCGCGGACGCAUUGGCAAGCUAGCUGAAGGGAUCGGUUUAUUGAGCAAACAGAUAGCUGCCUUGCCUGUUGAACCAAACAUGAGGCAAGCCAAAGUGCAAGAGCAUAUUAGGCAGGCUGCUGCUCAUUACAUUAAGGAAGAACUUCUGUCUUUAAGAAAGUUACCAACCGAGGCGCAGAUUGAAGAAGUCAGAAGAGAACGAUAUGAGCGCGCGCAGAAACAGAUACAAUUAGAGAGACAGAGAGUAGAGUUGGAGAGAGAGUGGAGGAGUGAAGCAGAGUCAAGCGGGAGUCGCUCCAAUGGGGCAACACAUGACGAUGAUAACCCUUUACUUGAACAGAUGAAUAUCAUACGACAGUACAUUAAAGAUGCACGGAAGGAGUUGCGAUUUGAGGAGGUGGCGAUAUUAGAAAAGAAUCUUAAGGAACUCAAAAAGGAAUAUCAACUUCAAAUGCUCUCAUACAAGUCCUAGUCAUUUCCAAUAAAUAUUUUAAGCAAAAUAUUGAUAAUUGAAGAAAAUAUAUAAUCUAAGCGUGUUUAUGUUAAUUGUUAUAACGUAAUAUGUAAGAUAAAAUAUUUAAUUCUUGUCUUCUCUUGUACAUUUAAGAAUAAAUAGUCACAAAGUG
Molecule: messenger RNA, 1596 nt
Organism: Bicyclus anynana (squinting bush brown)
Lineage: Eukaryota; Metazoa; Arthropoda; Insecta; Lepidoptera; Nymphalidae
Gene: Rbsn-5
Product: rabenosyn-5
Exons: 6
Coding region: 129-1442 (437 amino acids)
Molecular function (GO): metal ion binding
Source: RefSeq, a predicted model, not a curated record